AUGGGCAAAAACGGGCAAAAAAUCAGCGAGAAAACGGGAAAAAUUCAUGGCCCCGCCCGGCCCCCGCCCGAGGAUCAUUUCAGCAUGAUGGUGUUCCGCAUCGGCAUCCCCGACCUGCACCAGACGGAUCAUUUCAGCAUGAUGGUGUUCCGCAUCGGCAUCCCCGACCUGCACCAGACGGAUCAUUUCAGCAUGAUGGUGUUCCGCAUCGGCAUCCCCGACCUGCACCAGACGGCAAAAACGGGGAAAAAAUCAGCAGGAAAACGGGGAAAAAUUCCUGGCCCCCCCCGGCCCCCGCCCGAGGAUCAUUUCAGCAUGAUGGUGUUCCGCAUCGGCAUCCCCGACCUGCACCAGACGAAGUGCCUGCGCUUCGACCCGGGCGCGGCCGUGUGGGCGGCCAAGCAGCAGCUGCUCUGCGCGCUGACCGAGGGGCUCCACGACGGCCUCAACUACGGCCUCUUCCAGCCGGCGGCCGCCGGCCGCGACGCCAAGUUCCUGGACGAGGAGCGCCCGCUGCGCGAUUACCCCCAGAGCUUCGACCAGGGCGUGCCCUACCUCGAGUUCCGGUACAAGACCCGGGUGUACAAACAAACGAACCUGGACGAGAAACAACUGGCCAAGCUGCACACCAAGACGGGGCUGCGGAAGUUUCUGGAUUACGUCCAGCACGGCUCGGCCGAGAAGGUGGCGCGGCUGCUGGAGCGGGGGCUGGACCCCAACUACCACGACUCCGACUCGGGGGAGACGCCGCUGACUCUGGCCGCCCAGCGCGAGGGCCCGGGCGAGGUUGAGAUCAUCCGCCUGCUCUGCCUGGGCGGGGCCCACCUGGACUUCCGGGCCCGCGACGGCGCCACAGCGCUGCACCGGGCGGUGUGCACGCGGAGAUACCCCGCCCUGCUG
This is a messenger RNA of Zonotrichia leucophrys gambelii, 900 nucleotides long. RefSeq names its product SH3 and multiple ankyrin repeat domains protein 1-like. NCBI's taxonomy places the organism in Eukaryota, Metazoa, Chordata, Aves, Passeriformes, Passerellidae. The annotation marks the transcript as partial. The transcript is spliced from 8 exons. Gene Ontology annotation, cellular component: dendritic spine; postsynaptic membrane; postsynaptic density. The record is from RefSeq and is a predicted model, not a curated record. Gene Ontology annotation, molecular function: ionotropic glutamate receptor binding; synaptic receptor adaptor activity.